UGGUAUUUCGUAGUUUUUUCUGUUUUUAAAUAGUUUAUAUUACAGUAAAAUUUAUAAAAGGGUGAUGAUAAACAAUAAUGUUCAGUGUUUUAACGAAUAUGGUGAUUAUGUAUGUGGAUAUUGUGUUAUUACUGAUUUUGCUUUGCCUGAUAUUAUGUAUGUGCACGUACUGCGUAGUUCGGAUACGAAGGCUGCAGCAAAAUGGACAGGUGACCAUUUUACUGCGACCGACUAAAGUUAUGUUCUCGCACAAAAACGAAGAAAAUGGAAAGGAAGAGUUAAGAACCGUAGUAGCUUACCAGAAUCCGUUCACUGGUGACUAUUGCGUGAACAAAUCCCGCCCUCCCAAGGGCUACCUCAAUGCCCUGUCCAUGCCGUCACCCGAGUCCACGGACAGCGGAGUUUCUGAAGAGUACGAGCCGUUGAAACCUUUGGAUGGACGGAAGGUGGGCGACUAUGGACCUUUUAACGUGAGUGAAAAUAGUCAGUACAAAGCUACUGGGAUGCCUUGCCGCCGUUAUUCAAGUCUACUGACAGCGGAUUGCUGA
Messenger RNA from Cydia splendana, 548 nucleotides. RefSeq lists its product as uncharacterized. The transcript has 4 exons. The record is from RefSeq and is a predicted model, not a curated record. Lineage: Eukaryota; Metazoa; Arthropoda; Insecta; Lepidoptera; Tortricidae. The coding region runs from base 78 to 548 and encodes 156 amino acids.